CGUCGGCUGUCGGUGUCCGAUCUCAUUUCCUCCUUCUUUUUCGCGAUUUUAUCACUGUAAACAUAUUGUGUUCCUGUUGGCAUUUCUCUGCAGUAAACACAGCUUACAUCUCUUUUAUUCUUUGAGAAAACUUGUUGGUGGUCACGUUGUUACCUUCCGUUGGCUCGAUGUGAGUCUUCGUCUUACCGUUUGACAGCUGGCAUUGUUGACAUUGUCGGUGAUAAGCAUGGAGGGUGUCCUUUGGAAAUGGACGAAUUAUUGGAGUGGGUGGCAAACGAGGUGGUUCAUUCUGGAAAACGGUGUGCUGUCGUAUUAUAACUCACAAGAUGAAGUGAUCCAAGGUUGCAAAGGCUCUAUGAAAGUGUCGGCUCUUGAAAUCAAUGUGAAUCCAGUUGACAGCACACGUAUGGAUCUUGUCAUACCAGGUGAACAACACAUUUAUCUACGAGCAGCCAAUGCUCAAGAGCGCCAGCAGUGGCUGGUGGCUCUGGGAAGUACCAAAGCUUGCGUCACUACGAGAACAAGGAAAGACUCAGGAGAAAAUAAACCAGAUAUUUUGAAAGUUAAAAAGUCAGAACUUCGUCUGUAUUGUGACCUACUCAUGCAGCAAGUGCACACUGUGAAGACUGAGGCAACAAGGGAGGGAGGCCCAGAAAUUCGAACAUUGGAUGAGGCGACUAAUCUCUUAGGAGCCACCUGUGACACCUUCAUUAAAACAUUAGAAGAAUGCAUUCACAUUGUUAACACCAGCUUAAACGAUGUGCCUGUGCCUGUACAUUCAAGUAUUCCUCCCUUGCCUCACAACCAAUCGAAAAGUAGGGGCAAUAAAAAUGCUUCGAACAUUGUUAGAAGUACAUCAAUUGACAAGUGAGCUGUGCGUGAAUCAUCAGCACAAAUUUCAUCAUGUCUUGAACCUCUUAAACAACUUAUUCUGUUCUCUCUCUGUUUUUCUUUGCAGAAAACUAUGAGCAUUAAAUGUUAUUUGACUAGGCAGAGUGUUCCUGGCUGGGAAGUUGUUGAAUGAUCCAGAGCAAAUUGUGGAACAUAAGUCAAAAGUGCCAAUUCUAUUUUCUUUAGGGUGCAUUUUAUGCUGAUAGGUGAAAUGUGUGAGUUUGUAGCAUAAUCUUGGCCUAAUGAGAGUGUAAUCUUAUGUAGAUGGCUGGAGCUUAGGCACACAUGUGUUUUUAUUAUAGAUCUACUUAAAAUGAAACAGUAUUCCCUGCUGUAACAAUUAGCUGGUUUUCUGUAUUAAAAGUUUUUGAUUGAUUACAUUAUUAAGUCCCAUGUAGUUUCUAUGUAUAUGUGAAUAAGAAUAGCCUAUGUCUUAAAAAUGUAUUAUUAUAUGGUAAAGGAUUAUACAGGCCAACUUUGACAGCCGACGAAGUGAUGCACUGAUGCAUUCGACUUUACUGUUGCAGAUUUAUAUCAAGCUGUGAUUUUUACUUUAGAACCAAAGCAAUUUUUUUGAAACUUUUUGUGUGUGUGUGGAUUCAUAAACGGUUUUCUUUUAAUGCAUUAAAAGAGAUAAGUCAACAUCCAAAA
Messenger RNA from Thrips palmi, 1542 nucleotides. Its product is annotated as pleckstrin homology domain-containing family A member 3-like. Gene Ontology annotation, cellular component: recycling endosome; trans-Golgi network; early endosome. The coding region runs from base 227 to 871 and encodes 214 amino acids. Gene Ontology annotation, biological process: retrograde transport, endosome to Golgi; endosome organization; receptor recycling. The record is from RefSeq and is a predicted model, not a curated record. NCBI's taxonomy places the organism in Eukaryota, Metazoa, Arthropoda, Insecta, Thysanoptera, Thripidae. The transcript has 6 exons.